Molecule: messenger RNA, 1050 nt
Organism: Mollisia scopiformis
Lineage: Eukaryota; Fungi; Ascomycota; Leotiomycetes; Helotiales; Mollisiaceae
Exons: 1
Coding region: 158-634 (158 amino acids)
Source: RefSeq, a predicted model, not a curated record
AGCCACAAUUUUCUGUCAGUAUUGGACGGCAGUGAAGAGACCAAUUUGAAGUAUGCCCAAGAAUGCGUUACUUUGCUUCAAACCAAAUUGAAGGCCGACCGAAUUAUUUGCUAUGAUGUCGCGGUGAUUACGCCUUGUGCCACCUGGUUCUCUUCUAAUGACUGACUUCUCCUUCUUUCCAAAGACACGCACCAACAACUUUUCAGCCCUUCCGUAUAGAGCUGUUUCAGAGAUUACAAGCUUGCCUGCUACCAUCGUUCACAUGGGUAAGCUAGGUCUUGGUUGCAACUAUCAUACUAUGCUUAUACUCUGCCAGAUCAUUCACACCACGGUGGAUAUAAUAGGAUUCGGCGCCAUCUUACCAAGGAUGAAGCCUCGGAAUAUGCCGACCUGGAUCCAGUUUGUGGCGGCCACUUCGGCUGGUGGAAGAUUGUCCUCUCGCUCUGUGUGCGAUUGCAGAACCAUAUCAAUGAGCAGCCUCGUCCAAGGAGAUCUUGUGACGCCUCGCACAAUUAGCGAGAAUUGCUGGGUGAGGUAUAAUCCAGAACAACAGUGGUAUUGGCUGAGCGAUCAGUCUCCUGAUGAGGUGACCCUGUUUUUGCAAUUCGAUUUCGCUAUCAGAGGAAAAAGAUAAGACAAAUUUUGAGACACGAUUGGAUCUCCGAUAUACAUGGCACUAACUUAUGCAUCAGACUGUGCUCAUGCAGCUUUUGUUGAUCCCGAGGCAAGUGGCGAUGCUCGCCCAAGGCAAAGCGUGGAGAUUCGACUCAUUGUGAUCGAUAGGUUGAGUAGUGGCUGAGUUGCUUCGCUCUUACGACAUGAUAUCAACCCCUCGAUGGUCAAUGGUUGCUGCCGUAUACCAUACCCGGAACGGCGACAACUAUAGAGAAGCAUGUUCCUCUUGCAACAUCGAAGGAGGUGUCCUCUGAGGAAAAGUCGCCUCAAAGGCGCUCAUGAAUCGCAACAACUUGUCUUCUGCGAAAGCCGUCGAGACAAUGGAGAUUCCGAAAGGCGCAUUGUACUUUUCUAUCAUUCCAAGUGGAACAGUGG